AUGCACAUGCCGGUCGCGGAGACUUUUGGCUUUCUUCCAAGCACCGACACUCUUGGGACGCGGUCCGCUCUCGGAGGAGGGAAGAGUUAG
This is a messenger RNA of Besnoitia besnoiti, 90 nucleotides long. RefSeq lists its product as uncharacterized. The transcript has a single exon. Bases 1 to 90 code for a protein of 29 amino acids. NCBI's taxonomy places the organism in Eukaryota, Apicomplexa, Conoidasida, Eucoccidiorida, Sarcocystidae. The record is from RefSeq and is a predicted model, not a curated record.